AUGUGUCAAUCCCCCCUUCAUGACUUCAUACACGGUCUCCCCAAGUGUGAGCACCAUGUUCACCUGGAAGGCUGUCUCACGCCCGAAUUGAUCUUUCAUCUUGCGGAACGCAAUGGCAUCCAACUUCCCUCUGCGGCCGAAAACCCAGCAUACGCAUCCAUCGCCGCGCUCACGAACCGCUAUGAACACUUCACCUCGCUCGACGACUUCCUCGCCUUCUACUUCGAGGGCAUGGCAGUGCUCCGCACGGAAGAAGACUUCACCGACCUGGCCUGGUCAUACUUCCAAAAAGCGCACGCCGACGGGGUCCACCACGCCGAAGUCUUCUUCGACCCGCAGGUCCACCAAAGCCGCGGCGUAGCCUAUGCGACCAUCGUCGCCGGAUUCGCCGCGGGAUGUAAGCGCGCCGAGACCGAGCUCGGUCUGAGCACAAGGUUGAUCAUGUGCUUUGUGCGUCAUCUCCCCAUCGCCUCGGCGCAGCAGGUCUAUGAAGAGUUCUUGACGCACGCGCACUUCGACGCUGGAGUUGUGCACGGACUCGGCUGGUCCUCCUCGGAAGUUGGUCCGCCAAAGGACAUGUUCCGGGAGAUUUAUGCCUCGGCGGCCGCCAAGGGAAUCCCCUUAACGGCGCAUGCGGGCGAAGAAGGCGAUCCGACGUAUAUCAGUACUGCGCUAGAAUUAGGCGCCACGCGCAUCGAUCACGGCAUUCGGUUGAUCGAGGAUCCGGAGUUGUUGAAGCGAGUUGCGGCGGAGGGGACGUUGCUGACGGUGUGUCCGCUGUCGAAUGUUCGUUUGCGCUGUGUCUCGAGCGUGGAACAGGUGCCGAUUCGAAAGUUUUUGGCCAGCGGGGUCAAAUUCUCAAUCAACAGCGAUGACCCGGCGUAUUUUGGUGGGUACAUUCUGGAUAAUUACUGCGCUGUGCAGGAGGCGCAUCAGUUGACCGCUAUGGAGUGGAGGAUUAUUGCGGAGAACAGUGUGCAGGAGAGUUGGAUUCCGGAUGGGAGGAAGGCUGAGUUGCUGGAGAAGAUUGAGGGUCAUGUCAAGCAGCACAACUUGGCUGUCUCCACAGCAGCAUGA
This is a messenger RNA of Penicillium oxalicum, 1077 nucleotides long. RefSeq names its product adenosine deaminase (gene aah1). The record is from RefSeq and is a predicted model, not a curated record. Gene Ontology annotation, biological process: adenine catabolic process; hypoxanthine salvage; purine ribonucleoside monophosphate biosynthetic process. The transcript has a single exon. Gene Ontology annotation, cellular component: nucleus; cytosol. NCBI's taxonomy places the organism in Eukaryota, Fungi, Ascomycota, Eurotiomycetes, Eurotiales, Aspergillaceae. The coding region runs from base 1 to 1077 and encodes 358 amino acids. Gene Ontology annotation, molecular function: adenine deaminase activity.